ACAGGGAUCGUUGUGGAGGGGAGGAGAGGGGACGCCCGAGAGGGGACGCCCUCGGACCCAGAUGUGGAGCUGGAGGUCCCGUGCCUUGCUCCGGGUGUGGGAUCUGUGGCCGGCGGGGGUGCCCGGAAGGAGACUGCUAAGUAGUGAUGCCGCGUCUCAGGCGAGAAGUGACUCGCCCGCGUGUUGGAACUGCGGCGUUUCGGGGGGCCCUGGGUCGGGGGACGGGUUCUUCUGUCCGCGGUGCCGCGCGCUGCAGCCGCCUGACCGCGCUCGCGACUACUUCAGCCUCUUGGAUUGCAAGCGUUCCUUCAGGGUUGAUACCACGAAGCUCCAACGCAGAUACCAGGAACUGCAGCGUCUUGUCCACCCAGAUUUCUUCAGCCAGAGGUCGCAGACUGAAAAGGACUUCUCAGAGAAGCAUUCGACCAUGGUGAAUGAUGCCUAUAAGACCCUUCUGGCCCCACUGAGCAGAGGACUAUACCUUCUAAAGCUCCAUGGAGUAGAGAUUUCUGAAGGGACACAUGAUGAAAUGGACAAGCAGUUCCUCAUGGAAAUCAUGGAAAUCAAUGAAACACUCGCAGAAGCUCCAAAUGAAGCUGUCCUAAAGGAGAUUGAAUCCAUUGUCAGAGCCAAACAGAAAGAACUUACUGACAAUGUGGGCAACGCUUUUGAACAAGAAGGCAGAUUGACCACAGCAGUUGUCUGGCUUAAUGGCAUUCAAACAUACCAAAGCGAUCUGCAGGGCCACCCCCUGCAACUUACAAAGAGAGUUACAAAAAACACACCAGGAGUCCUUGAAAUAAAAAGCUGCCAUGCACACAAAUGUCCUGAUUCCACUGUGUGCUUCUACAAAAAAGGAAGGAGAUGAAAGGCCAGCUUAAGAUGCUUGUAUAGGCAGUCUUCAUGCCUUCUUGGAAUCUGACCACACAAAGAAUCAGAUCGACGCUGCCAGGAAUGGCAUUUUGGACGUUCUGGGAAGGACUUCAGAGGAAACGUCCCCUUUACCUGGGGCUGUCAGCAGCUGGACAGGCUGCUGGGCCUCCCAGCAAACCCAUUCCUGAUCAUGUGGAACUAAAUUAAAACACACACACACAGUUUCUGAGUCAUG
Messenger RNA from Ochotona curzoniae (black-lipped pika), 1108 nucleotides. RefSeq names its product HscB mitochondrial iron-sulfur cluster cochaperone (gene HSCB). The transcript has 6 exons. Gene Ontology annotation, molecular function: protein-folding chaperone binding; ATPase activator activity. The coding region runs from base 62 to 868 and encodes 268 amino acids. Gene Ontology annotation, biological process: protein complex oligomerization; [2Fe-2S] cluster assembly. NCBI's taxonomy places the organism in Eukaryota, Metazoa, Chordata, Mammalia, Lagomorpha, Ochotonidae. Gene Ontology annotation, cellular component: mitochondrion. The record is from RefSeq and is a predicted model, not a curated record.